Messenger RNA from Rhineura floridana, 5546 nucleotides. It is a transcript of the gene PGM5, whose product is annotated as phosphoglucomutase 5. Lineage: Eukaryota; Metazoa; Chordata; Lepidosauria; Squamata; Rhineuridae. The transcript has 11 exons. The record is from RefSeq and is a predicted model, not a curated record. Gene Ontology annotation, cellular component: cytosol; adherens junction; sarcolemma. Gene Ontology annotation, biological process: myofibril assembly; carbohydrate metabolic process; striated muscle tissue development. Gene Ontology annotation, molecular function: magnesium ion binding; phosphoglucomutase activity. The coding region runs from base 400 to 2103 and encodes 567 amino acids.
AAAGGAAGGCUUCGCCGCCCUCCCCCCUUGUGUCCUUGUUCAAAAAGGGCAGUUGGUUUGUUUCGCACAACAUUGCAGAGCCGGGAGGCGCCCAAGCCGAAGAAAAGCGCCUCUUUCUCCUGUUCGCUUCCUGCGACGAAAUUUCAUCUGGGAAUGAUAAACCGUUAAAGGACACUGAGGAACAAGGAUUAGGCUGGAAAGAGGUGUUGUAAGGCUGCUAGGCGUCCAGGGCAUUCGGGCUGUGGUUUCUGUGAGGAGUGUGCGGGGCGGGACUCAGAUUUCAUCCCCUUCCCGUUUGAGGCGCCCAGAACACAAAAUUCACAGCGAGAGGAAAAGAAGGUUAAGCCAGGGGCUCCAGGCGGACGGCCCUGCCGAAGGAGAGGCCGUGGUCGCUGCGCCAUGGAGGGGAGCCCCAUCCCGGUGCUCACCGUGCAGACGGUCCCGUUCGAGGACCAGAAGCCGACGGGUGGCGGUGGGCUGAGGAGACCCACCGCGGUCUUCGAGAGCCAGCGCAACUACCUGCAGAACUUCGUGCAAAGCGUUCUCUCGUCUGUUGAUCUGCGCGACCGCCAAGGUUGCACCAUGGUGGUGGGCAGCGACGGCAGGUACUUCAGCAGGACGGCCAUUGAGGUGGUGGUGCAGAUGGCGGCAGCCAACGGGAUUGGAAGAUUGGUUAUUGGCCAGAAUGGCAUCUUAUCCACCCCUGCUGUGUCAUGCAUUAUCAGAAAGAUCAAAGCAGCUGGUGGGAUUAUUUUGACAGCUAGUCACUGUCCUGGAGGACCUGGAGGGGAAUUUGGAGUUAAAUUUAAUGUUGCCAAUGGAGGACCAGCUCCAGAUGCUGUUUCUGAUAAAAUCUACCAGAUCAGCAAAACCCUUGAAGAAUAUGCCAUUUGCUGUGACCUGAGAAUUGACUUAUCUCGGUUAGGAAGACAAGAAUUUGAUCUGGAGAACAAAUUCAAACCUUUCCGGGUUGAAAUAAUAGAUUCUGUGGAAGUCUACCUGAAUCUUCUACGGACUAUCUUUGACUUCAGUGCCAUCAGAGGACUGCUAACGGGGCCAAAUCAACUUAAGAUCAGAAUUGAUGCCAUGAAUGGAGUGAUGGGUCCCUAUGUCCGGAGAAUCCUGUGUGAUGAAUUAGGAGCUCCUGCUAAUUCUGCAGUUGACUGUAUUCCUCUGGAGGAUUUUGGGGGCCAGUAUCCUGACCCAAACCUGACAUACGCAACUUCAUUGCUGGAAGCAAUGAAAGGAGGAGAGUAUGGAUUUGGAGCUGCUUUUGAUGCUGAUGGAGACCGCUAUAUGAUCCUAGGUCAAAAUGGAUUUUUCGUGAAUCCUUCUGAUUCAUUGGCCAUUAUUGCUGCCAAUCUGUCCUGCAUUCCAUAUUUCUGUCAGAUGGCUGUGCGAGGGUUUGGUAGGAGUAUGCCUACCAGCACUGCAUUGGACAGGGUGGCAAAAUCAAUGAAAGUCCCUGUGUAUGAAACGCCAGCAGGCUGGAGGUUCUUCUCAAAUCUGAUGGAUUCUGGCCGAUGCUCGCUUUGUGGAGAAGAAAGCUUUGGCACUGGAUCUGACCACAUCCGAGAGAAGGAUGGACUUUGGGCUGUCCUAAUUUGGCUCUCAGUCAUGGCAGCUCGAAAACAGAGUGUGGAAGAGAUCGUCAGAGAGCACUGGGCAAAAUAUGGCCGCCACUACUACUGCAGAUUUGAUUAUGAAGCACUGGAUCCUAGGACAGCAUUUUUCAUAAUGAGAGACCUGGAGGCUUUGGUCAUGGAUAAGUCUUUCUGUAAUCAACAAUUUGCUGUUGGAAACAAUGUCUACAGUGUACAAAAAGCAACCAGCUUUGAAUAUGUGGAUCCCGUUGAUGGAACUGUGACCAAAAGACAGGGGCUAAGAAUAAUUUUCUCUGAUGCAUCCAGACUCAUCUUCAGAUUAAGUGCAUCUAGUCAUGUGCGAGCCACCCUCAGGAUCUAUGCAGAAAGCUAUGAAAAGGACCCCAGCAAACAUGACAGGGAACCACAGGCUGUACUGAGUCCUCUCAUAGCGAUUGCACUGAAAAUAUCUCAGAUUCAUGAGAGAACAAGUCGUAAGGGUCCUACUGUUAUCACCUGAACCAAGGAAGGAUCGCUAACCCAGGGCCAAAAUUGAGAGGGCAAGGGAGAAAGAAGACUUGCUAAACUUUGUUUGUUUUUUGUGCCUUAUAUUAUUCGAGGGGUUUGAGGGAGGGUGGGGGGUGGGGAACAAAAUUCAGUGCUGAUCAUAUUUUGUUUCAAUGUUCUACUAAGACACCAGUGCGUUUACUUCUGUGCUAUGGUUUCAGUAUCUUCUACACAUAAAUAACCAAAGAGAAAAGCUCCCUUUAUAUCAAAAUUCGGUUAUUACAAAAUGCCAGCAUGACGGAAAAGAGUCUUGUGUUCUGCAUUUGCAAAGCAGGAAAGGGUUACAUGCUUCCUUGGUUGGACUUUGUUGCAAUGCAAAGGCUCUUUAUGUAGCAUUUGAGAAUCCUCAGCUUUAAUUCAACAAGGAAAUGCUCAUAUGGUAUCCAUGGUAAGUUUGAAAAUAUUUUCUAGUACUUUCAAAAGGCUCAGAAUCAACAGGAACCGCCAGUUCCCAGUGUUUUCCAAAUCCAGCUUAGGAAGAGCCAAUUCAUUAUGUUGAACUAGAAAUAUAACAGGGCUCUUGAUCACCCCAGCUGACUGGGAGACUCAGCUGCUGAGAGGGGACUUACAGGACCCAAGAUGCUAGGAGUGUUUUAUACCAAAGAAAACACCACACCAGGCACAGAGUCAAAGCAAUUCAGUUCAUAUACAGAAACUGCAGGUGUGGAUGUUCCAACCCCUACUAGUUUGUCUAGCACAAUCCUCUGCAUGGUUACUUGGAAGUAAAUUCCUCUGAGUUCAGUAGGAUUUACUCCUGUGUAAGUAUACAUAAUAUUGUCGCUUUAAACUGAUACUUCAUUUAACUGAUUUAUCAUGUCCAAAAAAUAUUGGAAACUGCCAUGCCGAAUCUCCCAAAGUUCCAUGAAUAACAUGCACUGUUUUAUACGCCAUCUGAAACCUGGCAUCUACUAUAUUCAUGCACCUUAUAUGCAUGUAAGGCUUUUGAAUUUAAAAUGUGAAGAAAGAAAAUAGACAUGUAACCAACUCUUUGAUGAACAGUUUCCAUUUUCUGCUGUGUUAUUCACAAAUACUCACCACCAUAACAAAUGCUGUACACAUGUGGUUUAUAUGCUCACAGUGAAAAAAACACAAUGGUUCUUUACCACCUAGCCCCCCUCCCAACCUUCCUAUAUUCAAAUAUGACUCUGUGCAGUUUUCCAAUUGUUUAUUUAAAGGAAAUAACUAUUUUACUGUUACUAAACGAAGCUGAAGGAGUCCUUCUUUAGUAUUUAACUACUGCAGCUAUCCUGGCAGAGAUCCUUCUUUCAUUUGAUUUUACUCUUUUUGGGAGGAAACUGCUGGCUUUUGGAUUCAAAAUCUUUGGAUGCUGUCAGGAUGAAAUUGUGUUCCACUUCUUUACAUUUGAGUUGCUACACUGGAAGAGUCCUGUGAUCAUUUUAAAACUCCAGGUUGUGCAUUCAGAAGAUUCUGCAGGAAAUGUCUCUGCAUAGAGUGUUCUGUUAUCACACACUCACUGUUCCAUCAGUUCCAGUGUGUCUCCACCUCUCUUUUCUGAAACGGGCACACAAUGCUAGUCAAACCCUGCUCCUUUUUACUGUAAGACCUGGUGGGAUCAGCUUGAGUGUGUGUGUUUUUAAUUUGCUUCAAAGAGAUUUUGCAAUUGAUCAACAGAUCAACCUGUUCUCCCUCCAGGUGUGGACAAUUGAAAUACUUUACUGAGCAAUUCUCUCUCCUCUGCCCCAUCUAUUCUGUGAUGACUCAUGCUAUGACCCUCUGAUAAAGCAUGAUAAAUAUAGACAACUAGUGUGCUCACAGUCUAAUUUAAUCAGACUGCUGGGACUAAAUUGGCAUUACUGUCAUUAUUUCCAGCAUACUGUUUUAAAGUUGCAGACUGGCUUUUUAAAGGGGUCACAUGCCCUCACAUACUACAAAUAUUGUAGGAUUAGCCCUCUGAGAUGAAUCCAAGAAGAAUUUUUGACAAGAGUAAGACUCUGUUCACUGUUCCAUUAGGGAAAUGUUAAAAGUCCUAGCACAAGAUUCCCAUGUUUCAUGUUUAUGUGAUUCCUUUAAAAGCCAGCACAAAAUGAUAUGUUGGAAGUGAUGUACAGUUCUCAUCUAAGAUUUCUACUUGUGUUUCUGUGAUCUCCUUAAAAAGCCUUAUCACUAACCCUGAAACAUUACAUGGAAAGCAGCCUUCAAAGAACCACCACUGCCUCAGAGCAGUUGAUAACCAGCUCUGAUACAUGGAACUUUGUUUUUGCUCCUCUCAGCAAAUGGUGGCGGCCAUUUAAGCCUCUGAACCUUUUCCAGAGUCAUUUACAGCCAGUAGUCUGGUUCUUUUCUUUAACCCCUUAAAUGGGGGAGUGAGACUGUAAAAGGCAAGCAGAAAGGCUGCAGAAACAAGAGUGCUUCAUUUCAAGUGCAUCAGAGUUAAACAAUAUUGAAGAGAAUUGUGCUUAUUUCAUGGUUAAAGAAAACACUUGUUUCCAAAUGUUUUCUUGUAGUUAACCUACUGAAACAGGUAGAUAUGUGGUUGUAAGUUAUUUUGGGGUGGGGUGGAGCUCAAGAUACCCAGAUAAAACAUUGGCUACCUUUGAACUAUCAUGAAUUGAAUGAUUUUUUAGAAGUGCUUUUCUAAUUCACUUAACUGUCUGAAAGCUGACCAGAUGCUUUAUCAGAGGGUCAUAGCAUGAGUCAUCACAGAACAGAUGGUGCAGAGGAAAGAGGACUGCUCAGUAAAUGCUUGGGUACAGCAAAUGGCUGUUGUGUCUGUGAAAAAACAACACGGCUCCAACUAUGGCUCACGACACUGAAAUGAUAAGAACUCUUUGUGCAUGUGACUCAUUUGAAUGUUUUUCUUCCUUGGGAACAGAGGUGUGACUGCUUGUCAUUUGUUGAGUUGGCUUUUGUGCAAUCUGAUACUUUAGUAACCUAGUAAUGUUCAUUGCAAUGGCCAAAUGUUCCUUUUUAGUGCAAUCGGAGUGAAUUUAUGCUUUAGGAAAUGGAUUUGGUUUAUUUUGAUAUUUGUCAAAACUUGCUAUGACAUUUAAUAAAGUGAAAUGCCAUAUUUUUGUUUUGCAUGAAGUUGCUGAUAAUAGGACACAGCUUGCCCUAAUACUUCACAGACUUUCUUAAAAGCUGUGUCUAAGUAAAUGAGGCACUGAUUGUUUUCUCACUUCUAAGCCACAGUGUUUUAUUGCAGUAUUAUUAAACAUCUCUUUUGUAAAUCUAAAAAAAGUGUUAUGGUUCCUUUUUAUGUAACACCAAUACACACAUAGCUGCUGGGAUGUAAACCUCAUUCAGCAGCAACUUGCCAAUUUGCUGUGAUGUAACAAUGAUAUUUCAUAUUUAGAGCUGUCUCCACCUGUUGUCAUUGGGUUUUCCUCUGUGAUGUCAGAGAGAGACUGGGCAGUCUGGAUUAAACAGCUGGGUGCU